Messenger RNA from Notechis scutatus (mainland tiger snake), 1195 nucleotides. Its product is annotated as ubiquitin carboxyl-terminal hydrolase 28-like. Lineage: Eukaryota; Metazoa; Chordata; Lepidosauria; Squamata; Elapidae. The record is from RefSeq and is a predicted model, not a curated record.
AUGAAAUUGAAUUUGGGUCUGUACGAAGCAAUGCUGUGCAGAAACACAAGGCUAUGCAGCCCACCCAGCUCUCAAGUUUCAGAAGUGGAGAUUCCCAGUGUGGGUAAGAUCCUAGUUAGGUUGGAUGCAGACGGCUAUAACGAGGAGGUGAUGCUAAGCCCCGCCAUGCAAGGGGUGAUCCUGGCCAUUGCUAAAGCUCACCAGACCUUUGAUCGCGAUGGGUCUGAAGCAGGUCUAGUCAAGGCAUUCCGUGAAGAAUAUUCCAGGCUGUACUCCUUGUCCAGAGAGACCCCAACACCCCAGAAUGACCCCCGCCGUCAACACGUCUUGGUUUACUUGCUGCAGAACGACGCCCCCAAGCAGGUGGUGGAGAGGACCCUCCUGGAGCAGUUUGCAGACAGGAACCUCAGCUAUGACGAGAGGUCAAUUAGCAUUAUGAAGGUGGCCCGAGAAAAGCUGAAAGGAAUUGGCCCAGACGAGGUAGACAUGGAAGAGUACAAGAAAUGGCACGAAGACUACAGCUUGUUCCGCAAGGUGUCCAUCUACCUCUUGACGGGGUUGGAGCUCUAUCAGAAGAACCAAUACUGCGAGGCUCUGACCUAUCUGGUGUACGCCUACGAGACCAACACCGUCCUGCAGGCCAAAGGAGCCAGCCGGGGCGCGGACUCCUCUCUGAUUGCUCUUUACAGAAGGAAAUGCCUCCUGAGGCUGAACGACGCUGCGGCCGCCCUCUUCGAAAGCCACGACGGGAAGGAAGUGGACGAAGGGGUCGGGGUCUUGAAUGAGCUGGUCAUCCCCUGCAUGCACCUGAUGAUGAACAACCACGUCUCCAGGGACGACCUGGACGCCAUUGAAGUCAUGAGGAACCGCUGGUGCGCCUACCUGGGAAAGGACGUGGGUGAGAAUCUGCAGCUGAAGUUGGGCGAGUUCCUGCCCCGCCUGCUGGAUUGUUCCCCGGAAGGAGUGGUCCUCAAGGAGCCCCCCAGGAUCCGCCCCAACUCGCCCUACGACCUCUGCAGCCGGUUCGCAGCCGUGAUGGAGUCCAUUCACAGGGCCUCGGCGGUGGCCGUGAAAUAAAGCGCGGCUCAAGCCCCGCAGGCCUCCUGAGCCCUCCCCCCCAUCCCCAGGAGUGGGACCCGCUUGCCAGAGGACUCUGUGCACCCAGGAUCCUGGAGGGGAGAGGGGACUGCGCUGG